CGAGAAAACGCCAGUCUUCUACCCAUGGACCAGACUUUACUGCAAACAGGUGAAACGAUUUGCUUCAAAACAGCAUAUUUUGGGACAUCCCGGUUUCCAUUUGAUGACAGACGCUUGGUUCAGGACUACAUAACCUUCAUCAAGAAUCAGUUUGAGAUUCCUGUAGACAAACAACCAGACACGGUGCCCAGACAUAGGAUCGGUAUUAUUACCAGGAACAACUCCAGGGGCCGGAAGAUACUAAAUGAAGCGGAGCUGAAGAAAGCCAUAUCUCAUCUUGCAACAGUAGAUAUAGUGGAAUUUUCUGGAAAGUCUUUCAAAGAACAGGUUUCAAUGAUACAGCGGUACUCAGUCUUGGUUGGGAUGAAUGGAGCUGGGCUGACGAACGCCAUAUACUUACCCCGAACCAGCGUGGCCGUACAGCUCGUCCCCUACAACGCUUCACUCAACUUCCGGGACUUUGGUGUGUGGCUCUCCAGCCGUGGUCCUUACCUGGAGUGGCACAACACUCACCCUGAACUCUCAGAAACCGAUAAGUAUGACGUGUUCAACAACAGAGCCAAUACUCUAGUCCCAGAAUCGGAAUUUUUAAAACUGAUGACCGAUGCGAUUUCUAUCGUUGACACAAGGCGAUUCCGUGAGAAGGCAGAGCUGUGAGAGGCGUCAAGAAACAACGUGAUGCAAUUACGAUACAAGCGUUAUACAAGUGCCUUACAGGGGUCACGAGACACACGUUGGUCAAUGAGAACCGAAUCUGGCUGAAUUGUGAGAAUCAACAGAUUUAGGUUUGGACCAUGUAUACGAGGUCAUACCAACUCUCUGCUAGAGGUACAAGGGAUUGUGGUACAUGUACACGUCUCCAGGAAUUGUUGGUGUAAAGUGUACCUUGAAAAAUUGUGAGUCACCGAGAUACAUGUAAGCACAUUUCUCAGUGUGAUAACGGACUUGAAGAAUACUGACAACCAAUGUAACAGUGUGAAACUACCUAGUAGAGUAAGACUGCUAGUAGCCUUGAAGAUCUGUGUGAACCAGUGUGAUAUUACAGACUUAUACAAUGUGAGAGUGAGAUAAGAGCGUCGAAGAUCUGUGAGGCUCAGUGUGAUAACAACCUCUAGAGAACUGUGAGAGUCGUUGUUAUAAAUUCGAAAAUUGAAGGACUGUCAGUGUUCAUGUGGUAUAUAUACCAUGCUGGCAUAUGUGUAGCAAGAAAUGGAUCAUGCGGAGCUGUAAGAAUGAAUGUAAUACCAACCAGUCAUAAAACUGAGAGUGAGAAACAGUGUGAUUCCAGCCAGU
This is a messenger RNA of Liolophura sinensis, 1293 nucleotides long. RefSeq names its product protein O-linked-mannose beta-1,4-N-acetylglucosaminyltransferase 2-like. Lineage: Eukaryota; Metazoa; Mollusca; Polyplacophora; Chitonida; Chitonidae. Gene Ontology annotation, molecular function: glycosyltransferase activity. The transcript is spliced from 4 exons. The coding region runs from base 25 to 657 and encodes 210 amino acids. The record is from RefSeq and is a predicted model, not a curated record.